AUCAGAAGCUCGGAAUUGUCAGUUCGCACUAUUUUUGUUCCAAAUAUUUCUCACAGAGUGCAGUGUGUCGUCAAACUUACCGUUUGUUUUUCUAAAUUUUUAACAAUACCCUCAUUACAGAAUUAGUAUUUGAGGUCAAAUGAUAAUGUAAUGAGUGAAAUUUUUAUUUUUGGUAAUAAAUUAUUUGCACAGAGGAAAUUCGAUCCGAUUUUGUUAUUACCGUUAGAGAUGGCUUGGAAGAUAUUUUCGUACUUAGACGAGCCCUCUCUUCGCAAAGCGAGUAAAGUUUCUAGGCUAUGGAAAGGCGUUAUACUAUCCAAGAAAUCGUUGAGGAGCCGACUCAAUAUGUUUGAAGUUUCGAUUGUGUAUGGGUCAAAAAGGAUUGCCAGAUAUUAUAAAAAACAAAGAAGAAUCUUUAAUAAAAUGCAAAAUUAUAUGCCGGCGAAUGAAUGUUUAGAGAAAUCCCAAGAACGCACAGAUACAAGGCGCAAACGAGGCGGCGACGCGAUAACUGUGUACACGAAGCGGUUCAAACUAUUUUAAAUUCAAUUUUUUUUUUAAAUAUACUAGGUUACUGUUCGGCUAGACAGGCUGUAGACUAGAUACAUAUCAACUACAUGCUUGUAGCAGUAUUUAUGUAGGUAAAUGUUGCCACUACUUCAUAAUAGCAAUAGUAUUAUCUACUAGCAAUUAUAUUCUUGUAUUACACAGAUAAUGUCAAUCUAAUCUGCUACGACUGAAUUCAUCAAGCUUUUUAA
Molecule: messenger RNA, 758 nt
Organism: Leptidea sinapis
Lineage: Eukaryota; Metazoa; Arthropoda; Insecta; Lepidoptera; Pieridae
Exons: 3
Coding region: 151-543 (130 amino acids)
Molecular function (GO): protein binding
Source: RefSeq, a predicted model, not a curated record